AUGUCCGAAGCUAUAGUAAAUGUAACUGAAUCUUAUAAUACAUAUUCUCAACCUCAAUUAGCUGCAAUUGAUUUAUCAAUUUCAUUUAUUCAUCAAGCAAUUGAUGCAUUAGAUAUUAAUAAUUCAUUAUUAAAUAAUUUAUUAAUUAUAGCUGAUUUUGCUGUAGCUAGUGGUCAUUCAUUUUAUGAACAAUGUUUACCUAAUAAUUCUCUUUCAAUUGGUUAUUCAUCAACAUCAAUACAUUGGUUAUCAAAAAAAAACUAUGCAACAUUUCAAAUCAUUGUAUUAUAUGAAUUUUUUCUUAAAAAUCGAUCAUAUGAAUUAAUACCAGAUGGUAUUCUUAUUCUUGUUAUACCUUGUCUUAAUGAACAAGGACAAUCAGAAGAAUUAUAUAAUUAUACAAUUCCAUCAUAUAUUCGUUCAUAUAAUGAAUGUGUUGAUGAAAAACUUUUUAAUCAAUAUUCAUUACAAUUAAUAAAAGUUGAACUUCAUAAUAGUACAAUAAAUUUCUAUGAACAAUUACAAAUUAAACAAAUAACACUUGAAGAAUUUGCAUAA
Molecule: messenger RNA, 558 nt
Organism: Rotaria sp. Silwood1
Lineage: Eukaryota; Metazoa; Rotifera; Eurotatoria; Philodinida; Philodinidae
Source: the annotation of a GenBank genome assembly